UGUUUUGUAUCUGCCCUGUGUACUGGUCAUGUGUAUGUAGGCUACAAGAAGCACCCGUUAGUCAGUUUCAAUCCUGGGAUCUGUUGACAGAAAAGAGAGAAACAAACACAGUCAAGACUAGAUUCUGGUAUUAGGCUGCACAAGAAGGCUGGCCAUGGUUGAAAAGGGCAUCCUGGGUUGUUUCAUAUUGUGUCUGUCUCUGACCUCAGUAUGCGCUGUCAGAGGAACCCUUAGUUCAAUAAAGGACCUCAGGGGAAUAGAGUUUGGUCACACCUUUCCUCGACACGGCCUCAUGCUGCUCCACUGGCUAGCCAACAACAUUCACAUUGACAACAACGGCAACAUGAGACUCAAUUUCAACCCAACCAGGGGAGACUAUGGCUUUCAUUUCUAUGGAAACAGACCAGCUUCAUUACCUUUUCUGCUUCCUGAAAGCGGAAGUUACUACUCACUAGGGAAUAUGAACAGUAAUGGCUUAAGGGCACUUCCUGAUUAUGUAACUCAAAGAUUCUACAGCUCAAGACGACCUGAGAAAAACAGGGACAGGGUCAUACUCAGAGUUAGGGAGGAUGGGUCCAAUCAGUUCAUAGUAGACGAGGUCUAUGUCACACAGCACUAUCAACGAAAUGAAAACAGAGGAAGUGGCUAUGAUCCAGACAAUACAUACCGUGUCAAUGUCAGCCUCCUUAGACAAAUCCAGAGUCUACAAACCAUUGACCAAAGUGGCAUGGAGGAUAAGGAUAAUGCAUUGAUUAAGCUUGAGGUGAAAACCACAGAUAGAGGAAAAGCCAGGAUCAUCUGGAGUGGGAUCCCCAAGAGGCUAUUAGACCAGGGUGUAAUGGUGGUUCUUCAUAGGAACAAUAACAGUGACAGUAAGAGUGAGCUGGACAAAUCAUCAGUCGGGGGCAAAGCCUCUGGGAGCUAUAACACUUCAGUACCCCUUAACCCUGGUCUCCAGGUCAGGCUCCAUAAGGAGGUAAAAUCAUGGUGGAAUUACUUGGGGUUUGGGUCCACUAUCGGAGAGGAGAUCUGGAGAGGUUCUGAGUUUCACGAUGCCAACAGAGAGAUUCCUGUUGAUAUUAACGGACAUGACGCCAGUCUGCAGCUCUUCGUAAAGGAUGGAAAGGCCUGCGCUCGUCUGUAUGUAAAGAAAUCCUUCACUGCCUGGAAGAAAACAUUUCAUAACUCCUGGGUUGGGUUCUACUCUUCUGAAGGCACCCUGGAUUAUAACACCUGGCAAUGGGCUGUAAAGUUCUCUGAGGAAAAAGGCUCACAUCAGGCUGAUAUACCUGGGUAUGAUGUCUAUGUGUAUGAGUCUAGUAUGACCAUGUCUCCUGGGGUCCAGGUCAGAUUCAUGCUGGAGAAAUCUGGGGGUGAAAAGGCACGCACUCCACCCUGGGAGAGACUUGUCCAGUGGUGAGCUCACCUGAUAACAUGAUAUAUGACGUUGAUAUUCUCACUUUUAUAACUGCUUGUGUAACUGCUUUUGUCAAUGUUUAACAUUUAUGUACCCUGCUUUUAACUUGGUUUAAUUGCUAAUCUGUGUAAAAUGUAAAAGAGAAUCUGUUCCCAAAAAUCCCUUCUGUUCAUCUUUCUUUGCUAUUUUGAGGGGAUGACAAACAUGCUGUUGGUGUGGGAGGGAGACUUAACCUGUCCUCAUGACAAACAUGCUGUUGGUGUGGGAGGGAGACUUAACCUGUCCUCAUGACAAACAUGCUGGUGGUGUGGGAGGGAGACUUGACCUGUCCUCAUGACAAACAUGCUGUUGGUGUGGGAUGGAGACUU
Messenger RNA from Oncorhynchus gorbuscha (pink salmon), 1785 nucleotides. RefSeq lists its product as uncharacterized. The transcript has 3 exons. NCBI's taxonomy places the organism in Eukaryota, Metazoa, Chordata, Actinopteri, Salmoniformes, Salmonidae. The record is from RefSeq and is a predicted model, not a curated record. The coding region runs from base 155 to 1420 and encodes 421 amino acids.